Molecule: messenger RNA, 1739 nt
Organism: Postia placenta MAD-698-R-SB12
Lineage: Eukaryota; Fungi; Basidiomycota; Agaricomycetes; Polyporales; Adustoporiaceae
Exons: 12
Coding region: 1-1626 (541 amino acids)
Molecular function (GO): oxidoreductase activity, acting on paired donors, with incorporation or reduction of molecular oxygen; iron ion binding; monooxygenase activity
Source: RefSeq, a predicted model, not a curated record
AUGGACUGGUCCACUUACAACGCGGCUCUCCCCACUGUCGGCGUCGUCAAUGCGCUGGGUGCGCUCAUAGGACUCUGGGUUGUGUACGCCAUCGCGCAGCAUAUGCGCCGUCGUGCGCAUUGUACGCCCCUCGCCAGCCCCCCAAAUCCGAGCUUCCUCUUCGGCAUUGGACGCUCUCUAUUCAAACAUCCUGACCCAGCCGCCGUCUACGAACAAUGGGCGGAGAAGUAUGGCUCUGUCUUCCGCAUCCCGGCGACCCUGGGCUACUCGCGUGUCGUCUUGUGUGAUCCCAAGGCGAUUCAGCAUUUCUACUCGCACGAGACGUUUUUGUACCAGCAGACGACGCUCACGAAGCAAUCUAUCGAGAGCCUGGUCGGGAGGGGUGUGCUGUGGGCGGAAGGGGAAAGCCACAAGAGACAACGGAAAGCGCUUACGCCAGCCUUCAGCAACGCCGCCAUCCGAAGGUUGACUUACAUUUUCUUCGACUCCGCCUAUAAAAUCAAGACGGCUUGGGACAGCAUCAUCGCAGCUGAAGGAGAUGAUUCCGCCAUUAUCGAGGUGCAGGCUUGGAUGAACCAUGUAUCAUUAGACUCCAUCGGCAUCGCCGGCUUCUCGCACGACUUUGGCACCCUUCAUGGCAAACACUCGACUGUUGCCGAAACCUUCGAUUCAUUUAGCUCGCUCAAGCCGACACUCAUCGGGGUGGCUGUGUUCAUCGUCGGUCUCGCGUUCCCCAGGGUCAUGAUGCGGAUCCCGACUGCAUUUCGCAUGCUCGUGAAGCAGCUGAACGCGAGCAUGUCCGAGGUUGCGGACGACCUGCUCGCCAAUACGCGCAAGGAGAGCGAGGGCGAGGACAAGGCGGAGGACAAGUCGAUCAUUGGGCUGCUCGUGAAAGCCGAGAGCAAUCAGUCUGACUUGCACAUGUCGCAAGACGAGGUCAUGGCACAAAUGAAAGUUCUAAUCCUGGCGGGCUACGAAACGACAUCCAUCAGCUUGACGUGGUGCCUUGUUGAGCUAUGCAAAAAGCCGGAGAUCCAGGCGAAGUUGCGUAGCGAGCUCUCGCAGAUUUCCAGCGGAGACCCGACCUGGGACCAGCUCACGAACGGGUUCCCGUACCUUGAUGCCGUCGUGCACGAGACACUACGGCUGCACCCUCCUCUUGGCGAGACAACCCGCAUAGCAACUGAAGAUGCCAUUAUUCCACUCUCGACUCCCUUGAAGACACCCACAGGUACCGUCGUCGAUAACGUCUCGAUCGCGAAGGGUGAUAUUGUCACGGUUCCGAUCCACCUCAUGAACUCCUGGCCGGAAAUCUGGGGGCCGGAUGCAAGGGAGUUCAACCCCGAGCGCUGGCUGGCAGAGGAUGGUGUGCCGAAAAAGGCACAGGAGCUCCAGGGGCACAGGCACCUGCUGACGUUUGUCGAUGGACCGCGAAUCUGCCUCGGGCGCGGGUUCGCGUUGGCUGAGUUCAAGGCUGUGCUGAGCGUGCUCAUACGGAACUACACAUUUGAAUUCAGGGACGGGCCAGACACGCAGAUCGAACGCGUGCGAGGUAUUCUGCCGCGCCCUGGAGUUGCUGGCGAGAAAGGGGCCAAGAUUCCGCUGCGCGUGCGAAGGCUGGAAUGAGCGUGAGCGGUGGCAUGAAGAUGUGCUUUUAUUGUAUAGUGGGACUUCAGCGUUGACAUGUAUCAUGUAUUAUUGUGGCCAUGCAGCGGGAAAAGGGGCUGCGUGCUUUUGGA